AAUAUGAUAAAACAUUUCAGUAUAUAAUCAAGUUGUUAGCUUGAAUGUUUCUUCGCAAAAUAAAAGUUAGAAAUUUUUUUUUUUUUCUGUGUUUAAAUAAUAAUUAAUAAUGACAACAAAACUAAUGUUAUAUGCUGCAUUGUCAGGUAAUUUGGGUAUUCUUGCAUGUGGACUUUUUCUUGGAUGGACAUCACCAGCAUUUUCAUUAUAUGAAAAAGAUAAUAUUAUAAAAUUAAGUGGAAAUGAAAAGUCAAUGAUUACAUCACUGUUGCCAAUUGGUGGUAUAUUUGGAUGUAUUUUAUCAAUUAUUUCGACAAAUAAAAUUGGAAGUAAAUGUACAAUGCUUGCAACAGUUUUUCCAGUCAUAACAAGCUGGCUUAUCAUUGCAUAUGCAACAAAAUCUUGGGAAAUUUGUUUGUCAAGAUUUCUAGCUGGAGUAUCAAUUGGUGCUGGAUAUGUUGCAACUCCAAUGUAUCUUGGUGAAAUAUCACCACCAAAUAUACGUGGUAUUGUCUUGACUUGUAUUCAAAUUGCUGAAAAAACUGGUAUAUUAAUUGAAUAUUCAUAUGGACCAUUUUUAUCAAUAAAAUAUGGUGCAUUGAUAUCUUUAUUAUUUCCAAUAUUAUUUUUUUUAUCAUUCAUGUGGCUUCCUGAUUCACCAUAUUAUUUAAUCCGCUGGAAUUUACACAAAGAUGCUAAAAAAUCAUUAAUUAAAUUACGCGGUAAUAGAAAAAAUAUAAAUGAUGAAAUGGAGAGCAUUGAAAAAUCAAUAAAUAUUGCUGAUACAAGUGAUGGAUCAUUUAAAGAUAUAUUAUUAGUAUCAAAUAAUAGAAGAGCACUUGUAAUAUCAAUAACAUUAGUUGUAAUACAACAAUUAACUGGUACACAAGUAAUAACAUCAUAUGCUGAAAUAAUAUUUGAUCAAGCAUCAGUUGAUAUUGAAGGAAAAUACUUAACGAUAAUACUUGGUAUUUUAACAAUUAUUUGUACAAUAAUAUGUGCAUUAUUUGUUGAUAAAAAAGGACGUAGACCAUUGUUAAUAAUAUCAAGUAUUGGAUGUUGUUUAUCAAUGACAUUACUUGGUAUUUAUUUUAAUACUAAAUUAUUUAUAACAAUUCAUUAUUAUUUUAAUUGGCUACCAGCUAUUGGAAUUAUGUUAUUUUCAAUAUUUUAUGCAAUUGGUCUUGCAUCUUUGCCUUUUACAAUGAUGGGUGAACUUUUCGCUAACAAUAUUAAAGCAAUUGGUUGUUCAAUUGUUAUUAUCAUUGCUAGUUUUUCAUUUGCAUUUGUUACAUUUACAUUUCCAAUGAUUUUAGAUCAAUUUGGCUUACAUGUUGCAUUUUAUAUUUAUGCUGUUUCAAGUGGAUUUGGUACAUUUUAUAUUUAUUUUUAUGUACCUGAAACAAAAGCCAAGUCUUUACAACAAAUUCAAGAUGAGCUACAUUCAAUUAAAUACUAAAAUACCAUUUAAAUAUUUUUUUUUUUUCAAUACU
Aphidius gifuensis is the source of this 1493-nucleotide messenger RNA. RefSeq names its product facilitated trehalose transporter Tret1-like. The transcript has 4 exons. Gene Ontology annotation, biological process: transmembrane transport. The coding region runs from base 110 to 1459 and encodes 449 amino acids. Lineage: Eukaryota; Metazoa; Arthropoda; Insecta; Hymenoptera; Braconidae. The record is from RefSeq and is a predicted model, not a curated record. Gene Ontology annotation, molecular function: transmembrane transporter activity. Gene Ontology annotation, cellular component: membrane.